GAACCCCCGCCCAUGCCCCGCCCCUGCUGCCUUUGCCGGUGGCCCUUUAAAUCGGUUUUUACACAGUGUCACUCCGAGGUUCGUUUGUAGUGGGGAGAAGGGAGGAGGCCAGGGGAGAGAAGUGGGCGGAGGGCGCGUGCGGGCCGGAGCCCAGCCGCCCCCGCCGGAGAAGGGGAGUGACCGACGGGCUGGCGAGGGAAGGACGGGAUGGCUUAGAAGCUCUGCCCGCAGGACCCAGCGACAGCAAGAGGCUCUGGCAGAGCCUGGGGCUGUGGGGAUGGCUGGGGCUGGAGAGUCCCCUCCAGGGCCCUGACCGCCUCAGCCCCGCCUCUAAGGGACGCCCCAGAAGUUAGCAUCAGCGGGACUUGGAAGCUCUGAUCGCAACAACUAUGGCUGGCGAUUCUAGGAAUACUAUGAACCAGGACAUGGAGAUUGGAGUCACUCCCAGGGACUCUAAGAAGAUUCCCAAACAGGCCCGUGAUUGCAUCCCCAUUGCCACCGACCGCACUCACCUGCUGGUGGAAGGCAAGAAGCCCCGCCAGCGCUACAUGGAGAAGAGCGGCAAGUGCAACGUCCACCACGGCAAUGUCCAGGAGACCUACCGGUACCUGAGCGACCUCUUCACCACCCUCGUGGACCUCAAGUGGCGCUUCAACCUGCUUGUCUUCACCAUGGUGUACACCAUCACUUGGCUGUUCUUUGGUUUCAUUUGGUGGCUCAUUGCUUACGUCCGGGGUGACCUGGACCACGUUGGUGACCGAGAGUGGAUUCCUUGUGUCGAGAACCUCAGUGGCUUUGUGUCGGCCUUCCUGUUCUCCAUUGAGACAGAAACCACCAUUGGGUAUGGCUAUCGGGUGAUCACAGAGAAGUGCCCAGAGGGCAUCAUACUCCUCUUGGUGCAGGCCAUCCUGGGCUCCAUCGUCAAUGCCUUCAUGGUGGGGUGCAUGUUUGUCAAGAUCAGCCAGCCGAAGAAGAGAGCGGAGACCCUCAUGUUUUCCAACAACGCGGUCAUCUCCAUGCGGGAUGAGAGGCUCUGCCUCAUGUUCCGGGUGGGGGACCUCCGCAACUCCCACAUCGUGGAGGCCUCCAUCCGCGCCAAGCUCAUCAAGUCCCGGCAGACCAAAGAAGGGGAGUUCAUCCCCCUGAACCAGACUGACAUUAACGUGGGCUUCGACACUGGGGACGACCGGCUCUUCCUGGUGUCCCCACUCAUCAUCUCCCACGAGAUCAACGAGAAGAGCCCUUUCUGGGAGAUGUCUCGGGCUCAGCUGGAUCACGAGGAGUUUGAGAUCGUGGUCAUUCUCGAAGGGAUGGUGGAGGCAACAGGCAUGACUUGCCAAGCACGGAGCUCCUACAUGGAUACAGAAGUGCUCUGGGGCCACCGAUUCACACCAGUUCUCACCUUGGAAAAGGGGUUCUAUGAGGUGGACUACAACACCUUCCAUGACACCUAUGAGACCAACACACCCAGCUGCUGUGCCAAGGAGCUGGCAGAAAGGAAGCAGGAAGGCCGGCCCCUCCAGUACCUCCCCAGCCCCCCACUGCCAGGAAGCUGUGCUGAAGCAGAGGUGCUGACCCAGGACGGCUUGCAUCUCCAAGACCCAAGCACAGUGGGUGCACAGGACUCUGGGGCUUCUCUAGGAAAUUCUCCGGAGAUGCUGAGCAACAAGCCCACAGGAGAGUCAGGAGGUGGAAACGCAGCAGGAAUGAGCAACAGGAGGCACACUCAUCUCCCUCCCUCUGCCCCACCGCCCCCUGGCAAAGCAGGCCCGUCACAGUCCCCACAGCACUCUUUGCUCCCAAGCGCACCAGCUUCCCAGGGUGACUGA
Molecule: messenger RNA, 1829 nt
Organism: Manis javanica (Malayan pangolin)
Lineage: Eukaryota; Metazoa; Chordata; Mammalia; Pholidota; Manidae
Gene: KCNJ5
Product: potassium inwardly rectifying channel subfamily J member 5
Biological process (GO): potassium ion import across plasma membrane; regulation of monoatomic ion transmembrane transport
Cellular component (GO): plasma membrane
Molecular function (GO): G-protein activated inward rectifier potassium channel activity
Source: RefSeq, a predicted model, not a curated record